This is a messenger RNA of Durusdinium trenchii, 2530 nucleotides long. NCBI's taxonomy places the organism in Eukaryota, Dinophyceae, Suessiales, Symbiodiniaceae. The record is from the annotation of a GenBank genome assembly.
AAAAGCUUUGUGCAAAAGCACUGCCGGGCGAUGCGAUGCCCCGACUUCUGACGGAUGCGGGUGGCACCGCGGGCGUUUCACGUGAGCCUCUCGUUUCUUUCGUGCCUGCCGCUGUGGAGCGUGAGCGGAGUUCUUUGGGGCGCCGCUUUCACUGGGAGAUCCACAGAGACGCGGUCCGCGCCACGGCGGAGGGCCGUCGUUGGCGGUGCUUCGGCGCGCGUGCUUCGUCGUUCGGCGCAGCAGAAUCCGUACGACGUGCUGGGCCUCUCACGCAGCUCCAACUACGAUGACAUCCGGGCAGCCUUUCGGAAGUUGGCCAGGACAUAUCAUCCCGAUGUUCCAGGCACCGGUGAUGAAGAUCGUUUCCGGUCCAUACGUGAGGCACUGGAGGAACUGGGGACGGAAGCUGGCCGAGCCCGGUGGUCCACAAGCAGCUACAGCAGCGGUCGAGCUCAAAGAAGCUACAACGACUUCAGCUACAGUGGCAGCUCUGACUACAGUUAUGGCGCUUCCUACAGCUACAGCAGCGACUACAGCAGCUACAGGGAAGAUCCCUUUGAGACAGCGCAGCGAGCGCGGCGCGCUGAUGCACGCUGGAACGAUGCAGAUCGUGAAUCGAGGCGGCAGAAGAAAAAGGAGGAAGCUAACAAGAAGAAGGCUCAAGGAGCUCAAGCACAAGAGCUUGUGAUGCAGCAGGAGCUCAAGAAGGCUGUGAAGGACGCCAAGUCGCGCCAGGUACUACGAAGGCAAGCGUGGCACAAGAAGAUGAAGGUUGCAAGGGAUGCCUUUAGAAGAGACAUGGAGAAGGAGAUCUCGAAUGCUUGGCAGAGGCUCCACGGCUUCAAGGAGGCUCAAUGGCAGCGUGGCACUGACCAGGUUGCCAAAUGGAAGGACCAGUUACAGGUGGCCAAGAGGGCAACUGAGAAGCAGCGACAGGAGGAUGGUGAAACAUGGGUUCAAAGGUUCGCUGAAGUGCAGCAGCAGGCUGCAGACGAGGCAGAGGAGAGGGGUCGAAGGUACUCGGAGCGGUGGCGGGACCUGCGGGACGACUUGGCAUCCCAGUCCCAGGAUGAGACUCCUGCGAAGAUCAACCAGGAGAUUGAAGAUCUUCUGAAUCAGCAUGAUGAACGACUUUCUGAACGCUGGUCAAAGACAUACCAGGAGAUGAUGAAGGAGUUUCAGAGGUCCAUGAACAGUGAGCCCAAGAUGUGGAAAGAUUCCUUCAGGUCAGCCAUGAUUCGACUUGGAAAGGGAGGACAACGCAUUCAGAAGAGGUGGCUUGACUUGUUCCACAGCACCAUGCAGGACAUGGGAGACCAAGAGAUGAAGGAGGUGAAGGACUGGGUGGCGCAGUUCAAGGACCUGCGAUCCUUGACCACCAAGGAGCUGAAGAAUCGAGCGAAGUUGGUGGAUGCUGGAAGGAGAUUGAGACCGACGGACUUCCGGUGCCAGAAGAGCAUCCUACAGACCAUCGACAAGUGCCGCGCGGAAGAGAUGCAGCGCCUGAAGUGGCAAGCCUGGAACCGCAAGAAUUGGGUGAAGAAGUUUCGGCAAGAACAAGACCGUCUCUACAGAAGACAGCAGGAGGAGGAGUUGAAGCUGGCAGAGGAGUUCUGGGAGGAAGUGAAGAAGAGCCACCUUCAAGAGGCCCAGAGCUGAGUGGCUGGUGGCGAGGAUCGCUGACCUGGCGGACGGAUCGCUGCGGUCGUUGCGGCCUUUGGCGGUCAGCGGUCUCUGGAAGAGGAGACGCACUCUGCCCCCCACUCUCCGUCCAAAAAGUAGCGACUUCGGUGUGGCCUGCGACUGGAUCAGCGAGGGCCCUGGGUCAGCGCUUCGCUUCAAGUUCUUUUGGAACACCGUCUCCUGGAGGAGGGACGAGGUCGACGAGAUGUUGUCAGACAAAGGGAUCUGGAUCCCCGUGACCGUCAGGAGUCCCACCGUUCGAUGCACCGUUCCAGAGGGUCUUGAGCCCCAUGAGAAGCGAAAAGCUCCGGUGCCGCGCCCAGUCGUGACCUCCUGCUUCGGGAGCCCGAUUCCUCCUUUGAGGAUCCGCUCUGGGUUCAAUAUGCCAUGAAGGCCGGCGGAGAGCUGCAAGAGCUCGGAGACCAGCUGGGCCUCUUCCCGCCGAGCUGAUGCAGACCUGAUCGGUGUGCUGGGAUGUGCUGGGUCGUUGAGGGGUUGUAGAGCCAGCAGGAUGCGAUGUGCUGAUCUACAACGCGUGGCUUCCAUCGUUGAUGCGAUUCAAGCAAAACACCGACCAUGAGCACAGAGUCUGUUCUUCACCUCUUUGGGACGAGCUCCACUCCGACUCCUGUCAAAUAGUCUAGUGCUUUGUAGCCACUUCCUCACAACAGGCUUGCUGCCUGCUGCAGUUGCCAGCGUAGCUUCUUUCAUCCUUUACGACCAUCGUUCGCUCUUGCCGUGGUGAAAAUGAACACAUGGCGGCUGCAUCGCGGGCCGUGCCUCGAUCGGGCAACAAGAGUCAGCAAGCGGGGGAAGCCCAAGCCACGCCCAAGCUACUUGAAGAGGU